Linnemannia hyalina is the source of this 540-nucleotide messenger RNA. The record is from the annotation of a GenBank genome assembly. Lineage: Eukaryota; Fungi; Mortierellomycota; Mortierellomycetes; Mortierellales; Mortierellaceae.
AUGUCCAGCAAGGCCAAACUCAUUAUUACUGUAGGAGGCAACAUUGAAGUCAUCUUUACUCCGCCCUAUUACUGUGUCUGUGAGGCCAAACAUUCGACGAAGCGAAACUUGCAGCGACACAUUCAAGGCUGCAAGGAUAGACACCCAUGCGAGAGCAUUGAGGGUAUCUUAAAGCUCAAGCUUCAAAAAACAUACUCCAGACAUUUCAAGUCCAUUGGUUGCUUCCUCUACUUCUUCUGCUUCCUCCGCCUCUUCUGCAACCCCUGCUUCAUCUGCUUCCCCUGCCUCUUCUGCAACCCCUACUUCAUCUGCAUCCUCUGCCUCUUCUGCAACCCCUGCUUCAUUUACACCCCUCAGCAUUACGCAGGAUCAAUAUCAGUUCAUUCUAUCUCGUCUGGAGAAUCUACCUACGCAGAAUCAGAUGCAGUCUAUUUUAUCUAUGAUGAGUCGAUUGGAGAAUCAAUCUAUGCCGGAUCAGAUCCAGUCUCUUGUGUCAAUGAUGGGUCGUUUGGAGGAUACGGUUAUGGGGUUACGUGCUGA